CUCCGAUAUCCCUCCCUUCCGGCUCCUCCAAACAUGUCUCAGCCCGCAGCAACAGCCAGAGGCGACCCAGGGAGAGCUUCCCUGCGAACAAGUAUGCGCAAGGGAAAAGGAAAGAUGUCCGAAACCGUCCUAGCCGGCGUCGAAGUUCCUUCUCUUCGACGGACGAGGAGCGCAAAGAGCAAAACUCAGGCCAAGGGACCCGAGGAUGAACAGCAGGACGAAACUCUGGUGUCUUCCCCGGCGAAGAGGACCAGGGGUGCAAAAACAAAUCCAGUCCCGGAGCGAAACGAGGUAACGCCUCGGAAAAGGGCCAAGGGUGCAAGGGGCAAGGCCAUGGGGAAGGCACCCAAACCUGACUCUGACUCGGACGACGAAGCCGCUCCGAGAAAGAAGAAGGUUGGAGCUGGCAGUCAGGCUAGCUCAGACAACAAGACCAAUGUCGCCAGGCGCAAGGCUGCUGAGAAGAACGAUGAGUCUAUUACUCAGGCUUCCAAACGCUCAAGACGCUCUCCUCCACUUUCUUCCAUGUCUCCAUUACCCCCUUCACCCGAACUUAACGCCGAAACCCAUAAAAAAGCCAAAACAAAUCCUGCGUCCAGUGAAUAUCCCCUCUCCGGUAGCCAGUCAAAUCCUUCUGGUCCUUCUCGACAAAAAGACACGUUUCAUGUUGAAAUGAACGACCUGCACCCCACUCUUGAACCACAGUUGAAUGGCAGGACCAAAACCAAGGAAAAGAACAGAGAGAGGAAGAAGCGUGAACCAUCUUUAGCAUUGGAACUAUCAGAUGUUGAGCUGGAUGAACAAACGUUGGAAGCGUUUAUCGACUUUGUCGAUCAUCUUCCCGAGAAAAAGGAGUCGGAGGAGGAUGCAGAAGGGUCAGACGCUGAAGAAGAAUUUGUGCCCACGCCUUUGCCUCAAAACCUGAAAAUCAAUGACUUUAUCUUCACCAAGUACCCCAGCGGGUACUAUCUCUCACAACUCAUUGCAUAUCAUCCGGCGCAGAGUUGGAGGGAUCAAGAAGAGGGGAAGGAUUACUGCACUGUCAAGGAUGCGAAUGGCGUCGUGCAUGAGAAGAUCAAGCUGUCUGAUCUGAUCACUAAAGAUGAUGAACGUAUUGCGACGUGCAAACUUGGCAAAUUCGAGUCUGUGGACUACCGUGGCCCAGAGUUCAAGAAUGAUGCCCAUAUUCGCCCACCCACCCCUGAACCAGAACCCCGAGUGGCUAGUACUUCUUCCCUGCCCACACCGUCUCCUACCCAACUUAGUCAGCCCCCACCUAUGAAUCCAUCUGUCUUCAUCGACCUCGAUCGCGUCGAACAGCUGCGAUUGAUUCGUCCUCACCUUCAACUCAUUUUGAAUGAAGCAUACCCUCCCGCUCAGUGGCGAAUCGACAAAUUCUUUGGCAGUGCUCAUGAUCGUUCCGCAUUGUCCCAUGUGGUGAGAUAUGGUGAUAUUUCGGAUACAGAAGUGGACGAAGUGCUAGUCCCGGAGCUACUACGAUGGAGUCUAAGAGGGGACAGAUGGACACGAAAUGAAGUAAACGCCGGGAACCGACCACCCGAGCCUCCAAGACCGAAAGGCAGUGAACGAUAUAACUCACUCCCUCUCUCUGAAACACGCAACUUUGUUUGUGAUGUUCUUCUUCCUGAAGCCGUCAUUGAACUUUGCAUCAGAUCUAUCGAAAAGGAAUCCUUGCUGGAUGCUUUGAAGAAGCAGAACAAACCUGUUGAUAUCGAUGAGGAGGAUAUCGAAGAGGACAUGCGUGCAUUGUCAGACAUAUCCUCUCUGUCAUCUGAUACCGAUUCAGAAGAUGAGAAUGUUCCCACUGGCGAAGAACCAGCAAAGCAGCGGCCGGGCUCGCAGGAGACGGCAGUAUCAGCCGUUGCGUCAAGAUCUGCUGCUCAAUCUCAAGUACAGGCAUCUGUGAUUGGUACCAACCCCCAAUCCACUCUGCCGGCCUCAUCUUCAUUCUGCUCAGACUUGUUAUUAGGCACCCAACAGCCAUCUCUCGAUACCGAUGCGCUUCUUGUUACUCAACUACAGGGCGACCCGUCUUCCUCUGCACAAUCUGUCCCAGAAGCUGUAUCCGAAGAACAGCAACUUUAUCGAGGCGCAUUACAAUAUCUUUCCGAUCUAUCGAAUUCGUCCGCAACCAAUAUUUGGGAAACAGAAGAAGCCCGUUUCAAAUACUAUCGAAGGGAGAUGCGGAAAAAGCUUAAUCUACCGGAAGAAGGGUUGAGUAAGGAGGAAAGAAAAAAGUGGGAAGAGGAGCAAGCAUUCAAUCAACUGAAGGAUUUAAUGAUGGGGAAAAAAUUCCAAAGAAAAAGGAUGACCAAAACGCGUAGUUUUGCGGAUAUGGAUUCUGAUUAGUGGGGUGAGAUUGUAGCGGCAUUCACACAAAUGUAGAUCUAUCUCAUGGAGAUCAUGCACAUUGGAGUCUCAGCAUAUCUUUGUAGAAUUGGGCUAUUACGGGUUCCAGGACAAUGUAUUGUUGAUCGAAGAACUGUGGCAUCUGUUUAUUAUAAUGUAUUGGU
Messenger RNA from Cryptococcus deneoformans JEC21, 2534 nucleotides. RefSeq lists its product as hypothetical. Bases 34 to 2370 code for a protein of 778 amino acids. The transcript has 3 exons. Lineage: Eukaryota; Fungi; Basidiomycota; Tremellomycetes; Tremellales; Cryptococcaceae. The record is from RefSeq and is a predicted model, not a curated record.